UCUUUCGUAUAUUUCUUUGAGGGAAGGGAAGGGAAGGGAAAGGAAAGGAAAACGGAGAUGGAAGGAAGCAAGAAAGGGAAGGUAUGUGUGACGGGCGGAGCUGGCUACUUCGCUUCGCACCUCAUCAUGAGGCUUCUCCAGCAUGGCUACUCGGUCAGAGCGACGGUCAGAUCCGACCCAAAAUUCAAAGAAGACACCACACAUCUAAAAGCCCUUCCAAACGCAUCCGAGAACCUCGAAAUCUUCGACGCCGAUCUCAGCCGUCCAGACAACUUUGAAGCGGCAAUCGACGGUUGCAUCGGGGUCUUCCAUACCGCCCAUCCAAUCCUCUUCGACGCUGAAGAUCCUGAAAGCAUGGUCAUAAAACCGGCAUUGGAAGGCAUGCGUGGGAUUCUCAGAGCAUGCAUGGAUUCGAAGACGGUGAAACGAGUAGUAUACACUUCGUCUGCCAGUGCAGUCGCAUUCAACGGCCAGGAUCUGAAGGAGAUGGAUGAAAGCGUUUGGACGGACGUGCAGUUCUGUAGGGCUCAGGACGUUCCUAUAAAAUCCUACUUCAUUUCGAAGACUUUGACUGAGAAGGCAGCUCUGGAAUUUGCAGAAGAAAAUGGGGUGGAUCUUGUUACGGUGGCGCCCUCUUCUGUUGUGGGGCCCUUCCUUGUGGCCCACUAUCCUGGAUGUUUCGCUACAAGCAUGGCUUUGAUCCGGGGCGAUCGUGAGCAGUGCAAGGUCUUGAAGCAGAUGCAGUUUGUACACAUCGACGACUUAGCAUCGGCACACAUAUUCUUAUUGGAGUGUGAACAAGCAAAGGGAAGGUACAUUUGUUCUUCUAAUGAUACCACCAUCCAUACCUUGGCCGAGUUUCUCAGCAACAGGUUUCCAGAAUUUCAAAUGCCUAUGGAUAUAUUGAGUGAGAUGGAAAAGGAAGAGCCCGUUCACCUAUCUUCAAAGAAGCUGUUUGAAUUGGGAUUUAAGUUCAAAUAUGGACUUGAAGAGAUGUUUGAUGGAGCAAUUGAGUGCUGCAAACGAAAGGGUUUCCUCUAGAGAUGUUUGAUGGAGCAAUUGAGUAUUGCAAAUGAAAGGGUUUCCUCUAAUGAUCUUUAUAUCAUGGAAUGUCUAAGAUUUUGUAUGCCAAUUUUUCAUUUGGGAGGUUUAUGAGUUAUGACGGUAUCAUUUUCUACAUUAACAUUUCGGUUCA
Molecule: messenger RNA, 1195 nt
Organism: Magnolia sinica
Lineage: Eukaryota; Viridiplantae; Streptophyta; Magnoliopsida; Magnoliales; Magnoliaceae
Product: noscapine synthase SDR1-like
Exons: 4
Coding region: 58-1041 (327 amino acids)
Molecular function (GO): oxidoreductase activity, acting on the CH-OH group of donors, NAD or NADP as acceptor
Source: RefSeq, a predicted model, not a curated record